Messenger RNA from Acanthoscelides obtectus, 2713 nucleotides. The record is from the annotation of a GenBank genome assembly. Lineage: Eukaryota; Metazoa; Arthropoda; Insecta; Coleoptera; Chrysomelidae.
GACAGCUAGACAGGGAAGGCAGGCAAAAGUGUUCAUUAAAUAACGAAAACCUUAAUUUACAGAGAACUUACAUGUGGAUUUGGAAGGAAGGCCAUUACGGCCAUAGUGGGUCUCCUAACAGGACACUGUCGAAUAAAUCGACAUAUGAGGCUCUUGGGUCUAGCAGAAGAGGCCACAUACCGUUUCUGCAGAGAGAAAACUCUAGCGCAUCUCUGGCGUCACUGUGAAGGCAUGGCACGGCUUCGGUUUCAGACUGUUUACACCUGCAGCUAUAUAGAGACUCCAAAGACCGCUAUAAACAAGGCCAAACCAAAGCUUCCCUUUCACUCCAACAUUUUCUGGGUCUGGAAUCGGGUUUUACGUUAGACAAAGAAUCCAACACCGUUGCCAUUUUGUGUCAAGAUGUCGUCGUAGUGCUAGCAUUUGACAAUCGGGAACGGCUUAUGCAAUGGCAGGUAAAGCUGAGCUCACACCUGAACGACGGCCCCCACUUCCUAGUUCUAGUCUCUUCGGCCCCUGCUAAAUCUCGGUUGCCCCCUGGACCUGCGCGACUCCACGUACAGGAACGGGGCUUCUGCUUAACGACAGGGGUGCCGCCCAGAGUGGCCGGCCAUUGGUUGAUAGCGAAUCUGAGGCGGUACGGAGUUGUAGAGGGGAGGUUCUGCUUCGAGGGAGGAUCCAGGUGUAUGAAAGGAGAAGGCCUAUACGUCCUUCUGACAGACCAAGGUGAAGAAAUAACUAGUACUUUGAAAAUAGCAGCGACUGGAAACCUGCAUUCGUCCAGAAGGAGACCUGUAUCUAGGAAUAUGUCGGGUACGCUAAGCAACAGCUGUUCUAGGUUAUGUAGAUUUAGCGAUAUUAGAAGAAUAGUGAUGGACAGUCCCCGUCGUGCCCCGAUGAGCAGGGCUGGAUGCAACCUAGGUUUAGACAUGAGCGAGACGUCGAUGAUGUCCCGCGCAGAUUCUCCUUACACGGAUAUGGAGAGCAACUAUGGCUGUGGUGAUAGUAUGUCCAAUGAUGGAUGGGGCCCGCCCCCCAUAGAAAGGUGCAUGAGCUGUAUCAGCAAACUAGGGGCUAUGUCCAGGUCUUCAACGGCGACAGUGACGGUUGGAGCUACGCCAUGUUGGGAGCACACGUGCGAUCGACACUCGAUAAGCAGCAGUUCAGACAGCAGCAGCGGUUGGAGUCAAGCUGUGACCAGACCACCUGCGAGACCUCCUAAGCCCCCUGGGUCCGUGGGGGCUGCAACCAGUACCUCGGGAAGCACCGAUUCCCCCACCAAAGCGCCAAGUCCACCAUCUUAUGAUAAUUACGAUGUGCCCAAGAUACCGUACCCAGUGGAACCAAAAGCUGAUGAACUGUACGACACGCCUCGUAAACUGAAAGAGUGCAUCCAAGCCGGCUUCGGUAGCACCGGUUUCGAAACCGUGCACAAACCGUGCGGCUGCGUGAUUCGCGUCCGGCAACAGCCCGAACCGGAUAGGCCGUGCGUCUGUCAACGGCUCAUGUCAUGCUGGACGGCGCCGGAAGACGCCGCCACGCACGCCAUCUACGCUACGGUGGACUACACUAAGAAGACGCAGCGACCGCCGCCGGCAGCCAACAACUCAGUCACGAUGACAUCUGCCGCUAACUAUGCGAACCUCGCGCCCAUCACUACUGUCAUGGCGACAACGACCGCACCACAGACCGUUACAAGCACCAAUUACGAGAACAUGGACUUCUGCCAAACACUCCAACUGUACGAGAACAGCAAAGAGGUGGCGGAGAAAGCCCGCUCUGUGCUAUGCACGAAGUGCGGUCAUACGCAAGACGACUACCUCAUGAUGGAUAAGCCCUCACAUCAACCUCAUCCUGGAUACAUCCCGAUGUCGCCUGCUGUCAAACAGAGGUUGGAGAAAGCGUUGUCCAAUAGCAAUCCCAAUCUGGGUCCAGUGUUGGACAGGUCCACAAAACCGUCCGGAUCUGCGAUGCUGCAUGCGAACGUCUAUCAAAGGAGGCAGCUGUUGGACCACGCUGAUAACCUGGAUGUCAGGAGGAAGAGAUCCAACUCAGCGGAUUCGUCAACGAGCCGCGUCGAGCCCGAACCCGAGCCCGAGAACUCACCCUGCCACUGCGCGCAUGCGCUAGCCGUCCGCCGCUCGUCGUCAGUACCCUGCAAAUCGAACCGGGACUCGUCGAGCUCGAACGAUUCGGGCGUGUUCGAGCUGCCUCGACGCACUCAAAUCUGCGCGAGCGCCAAUCAGACGCUGCCCAGGAGGUCAAAGUCCUCUGACCCGCUCAGUAACCUCACGUUCCAGUUCAGCAAGACUGAGAUCAAGUCGGCGAGUGCCGAGGCUGAGGUACCGGUCUGUCCGUCGGGGUCCACGAGUAGCGGUACCUCAGACAUGUCUGACUACAUCGAGACGUUGUCCUUAUCCUCACACAGUUCCAGCGAUGCUCCGCCCCCAAGUUGUACCCUAAGGCCCCGAUCUGGCAACGAAUACCUGACUAUGCAAAGGCUGAUCGCCCCCGUGCCUGAGGAAAGGCACUAAACUAGUCAACCACUACACAUAGGAAGCAAUAACAUCCUUUUUUUCAUUGGAUGCUGAUGAUCAUGAUGAUAUAGCCUUUAGUACCGAUAUACAUACUACUAAUAUUAUUAUAUUAUUAUUAUGUCUGUAUCUUUUUCUGUAUAAAGGUAUUUACUUUAUAAAAUAAAUUAUUCGGUAAA